GAGUUGCGUUGUUGCGCUGCGCUUCUAUCUAAGCUUCUUGUGCUGCUUGUGCGUGAGUUUGGGUUUGUUGUGAUUAAAAUUGUUUAUUACAUUUUAGAGUUAUUUUAACGACAAUUGACGAUGAAGAUUGAAGAAGUGAAAAGUACAGCCAAAACUCAGAGAAUUUCAGCUCAUACACAUAUUAAAGGUCUUGGAUUAGAUGAAAAUGGGGUUCCAAUUCAAAUGGCAGCCGGUCUCGUGGGCCAAGAAUCUGCGAGAGAGGCUGCAGGAAUUGUUGUGGACAUGAUAAGAAACAAGAAAAUGGCUGGCAGGGCUCUUCUGUUUGCCGGGCCACCUGGUACUGGCAAAACUGCUAUUGCUUUGGCAAUUGCUCAGGAGUUAGGUACCAAGGUACCCUUCUGCCCUAUGGUUGGUAGUGAAGUGUACAGUACAGAAAUCAAGAAAACAGAGGUCCUUAUGGAAAACUUCAGACGCGCUAUUGGACUGCGUAUCCGUGAAACCAAGGAGGUGUAUGAGGGAGAAGUGACUGAGCUUACUCCAGUUGAAACAGAGAAUCCAGCUGGAGGAUAUGGGAAAACAGUAUCACAUGUGAUAAUCGGUCUGAAAACAGCCAAAGGUACUAAGCAGCUGAAGUUAGACCCUACUAUCUAUGAAUCUCUGCAGAAAGAAAAGGUUGAAGUGGGUGAUGUUAUUUACAUUGAAGCAAACUCCGGCGCAGUCAAACGUCAAGGCAGAAGUGACACAUUUGCUACUGAAUUUGACCUUGAGGCUGAAGAGUAUGUCCCAUUGCCCAAAGGCGAUGUCCACAAGAAAAAGGAGGUGGUGCAGGAUGUCACACUACAUGAUUUAGACUGUGCCAACGCAAGACCGCAAGGCGGCCAUGAUAUCAUGUCCAUGAUGGGACAACUCAUGAAACCUAAAAAAACAGAAAUUACAGAUAAACUUAGAAAAGAAAUAAACAAGGUAGUUAAUAAAUAUAUAGACCAAGGCAUCGCCGAGUUAGUCCCAGGGGUUUUGUUUAUCGACGAGGUGCACAUGCUAGACAUAGAAACAUUCACGUAUUUGCAUCGAGCCCUGGAGUCUGCCAUAGCGCCCAUUGUUAUAUUCGCCACUAAUAGAGGACGUUGCCAAAUAAGAGGAACAGAAGACAUUAUUUCGCCUCACGGAAUACCUCUGGAUCUGCUGGAUAGACUUUUGAUAAUCCGCACCUUGCCAUAUAACAAAGCAGAGCUCCUACAGAUCUUGAAGCUGCGCGCCGCCACUGAAGGAAUAGCGAUAGAUGACGAAGCGCUUUCCGCUCUCGCUGAAGUGGGCGCUAAUACUACGUUGAGAUACGCGGCGCAGCUGCUGACGCCGGCGCGGCUGGCGGCGCGCGCGGCCGACAGCGCCAUCCAGCCGGCGCACGUGGCGGCCGUCACGGCGCUGUUCCUCGACGCCAAGUCCUCCGCGCGCAUCCUCACGCAGCACUCCGACAAGUACAUGAAGUAGGGGGCUUACCUUAUGUCACCACCUAGAUUACUCCCAGUGUUUUCCUACGCUGUUUUUCUAAAAAAGUUAAAUCAUUCUCUAAGCUAAAAUAUGUUUUGUCUCUUUCUAUCAAUUUGAAUAUUAUAAAGUGCGAUAGUAACAUAACAUAUUUUAGCUUAGAGUAUCUUUGAACUUUUUUAUGAAUAACGAUAGGAAAAUAGUGGAUGUCAAUUCAUAUCUGUGUGCUAACUAAAAUACUAUUUCACCGUACAAAUUUAUUUCCAUACAGAAUAUUUCGAUUUCAUUUCAUUCGAUUUUGUACAGUGAUCUGUUAUAUGUAUCUUAUUAUGGUGUAAAAAUCCCCUGUAAAAUUGUGUUACGAAUUGUACAAAACACCGCAUGGUGAAUAUUCGUAAUGCAGUGUUGCCCAAAAAUCUUGAUGAUUGUAUUGUUGAAUAACGUUUAUCUAAACGCUCUUAUAUUAUUAUGUACAAUGUAUGCCUACACGUUUACGUAUGUACGGGCAGUUUGUGUGGUUAUUUUUAUGAAGUUAUUGUAAUAACCAUAUGUAAUUUUUCGAUGUGAUUCUCGACUUGAAGAAAUGUUUCAGUACAAUAAAGCUUGAAUGUUUUUUUUUUACUAUUGGGGGUCUAUUACGUAAAUAUUAUAUUUACUUUUUGACGUAGGUAUGUUUGUUAAAAUAUCUUUAAAUAUUACGAAGCAUUCCUUUCAGUUCACAAAUGUUAGUUUCGUUUCGUUCGAAAUGCACUAUUUUAAGUUCAAAUAAAUAAGUCAUUAAUAAAUAA
Plodia interpunctella (Indianmeal moth) is the source of this 2273-nucleotide messenger RNA. It is a transcript of the gene pont, whose product is annotated as pontin. Gene Ontology annotation, molecular function: ATP hydrolysis activity; DNA helicase activity; ATP binding. Gene Ontology annotation, cellular component: NuA4 histone acetyltransferase complex; Ino80 complex; Swr1 complex. The transcript has 10 exons. Lineage: Eukaryota; Metazoa; Arthropoda; Insecta; Lepidoptera; Pyralidae. Bases 121 to 1488 code for a protein of 455 amino acids. Gene Ontology annotation, biological process: chromatin remodeling; box C/D snoRNP assembly; regulation of transcription by RNA polymerase II. The record is from RefSeq and is a predicted model, not a curated record.